AUGGCUCCCAAGACAAAGGCUGUUGCUGCUGCAGCUCCUCCACCGCACGGCUACGAAUUCUUUGGCCCGAUCGGUGCGGCGGGCAUCUCGUUUGGCCUGCCCAUUCUCUGCUACAUCUUCACUUUCGCGUGCAACGACAUCUCGGGCUGCCCCGCGCCCUCGCUCCUCAGCCCCACGACGCUCUCGAUCGAACAGCUCAAGCGCGAGGUCGGCUGGCCCCAGGAUGGCAUCUACGGCCUCGCCAGCUGGCGGGCCAGCGCCGCCAUGGCCGCCUAUUACCUCUUCAACCUGAUACUCUACCGCAUCCUGCCAGCCACCGAGACCAAGGGCGCCGUGCUCGUUACUGGUGGUCGUCUCAUCUACCGUCUGAACACGCUGUACUCCAACACGCUUACCCUGUCGCUUCUCGCCGCCGGAACCUUGGCGCAAGGUGCAGAAUUUCCUGUCUGGGUCUUUAUCAGCGAAAACUACCUUCAGCUUCUCACAGCCAGUAUCAUCAUCUCAUACGCCAUCGCGACGUUUGUGUAUGUCCGCAGCUUCAGCGUCAAGGCUGCCAACACGGAGAACCGCGAGCUAGCCGCUGGCGGCCACACCGGCAACCUCUUGUACGACUGGUUCAUUGGCCGCGAGCUCAAUCCUCGCGUCACCAUUCCCCUCAUUGGCGAGGUUGACAUCAAGGAGUGGUGCGAGCUUCGCCCUGGCAUGAUGGGCUGGAUCAUUCUCAACUGCGCUUGGUGCGCCCAGCAGUACCGCAACUACGGCUUCGUUACCGACAGCAUCGUAUGCAUCACUGUCGUUCAAGCUCUAUACAUUUUCGACUCAUGGUGGUUCGAGUCGGCCAUCCUCACAACCAUGGACAUCACCACUGAUGGCUUUGGCAUGAUGCUUGCCUUCGGUGAUCUCGUCUGGGUUCCGUUUGUGUACUCGCAGCAGACUCGCUACCUAUCUCUUCACCCGCUGUCUCUUGGCCCUGUUGGACUGGCAGCCAUGCUUUCCUUGAUUGGGCUCGGCUUCUUCGUCUUCCGCUCCGCCAACAGCCAGAAGAACACUUUCCGCACCAACCCCAGCGACCCAAGCGUCGCCCAUCUCAAGUACAUUCAGACGAAGACGGGCAGCAAGCUUCUCACUACCGGCUGGUGGGGUGUUUCUCGCCACAUCAACUAUCUGGGAGACUGGAUUCAGUCCUGGCCCUACUGCCUUCCCACUGGACUUGCCGGCUACCAGAUCAUGGCCGCCGGCAGCCUGGUUGAGGACUCUGUUGGUGCUUUCGUCAUGUCCGAUGGCCGCCAGGUCAUUCAGGGCAAUGCCAAGGGUUGGGCCAUUCCCAUUACCUACUUCUAUGUAGUGUAUUUUGCCGUGCUCCUGAUCCACCGCGAGCGCCGAGAUGAUGAAAAGUGCCACCGCAAGUAUGGAGACGACUGGGUAAAGUACAAGGAGGCUGUACGUUGGAGAAUCAUUCCCGGCAUCUACUAA
This is a messenger RNA of Akanthomyces muscarius, 1473 nucleotides long. RefSeq lists its product as uncharacterized. Bases 1 to 1473 code for a protein of 490 amino acids. The record is from RefSeq and is a predicted model, not a curated record. Gene Ontology annotation, cellular component: endoplasmic reticulum membrane. The transcript has 3 exons. Gene Ontology annotation, biological process: ergosterol biosynthetic process. Gene Ontology annotation, molecular function: Delta14-sterol reductase activity. Lineage: Eukaryota; Fungi; Ascomycota; Sordariomycetes; Hypocreales; Cordycipitaceae.